AUGUUGCAGCGAUCCCCCGCAGUCAUCAUCACGAUCCUGGCAUGCUGGAAGGCUCGCUGUGCCAUUGUCCUGGUCGACCCGAACCAACCUGUUUCCCGAAAUGGCCACAUACUGGAAGACUGCGACUGCGCUCUGGUUGUGGUGGACGAUUCCUGGACCGGCGAACUGGCUCCGGACAUUGCCUGGCAGUAUGACUUUGGGCAGCUGCGCCGGCAAGCAAACGCAUGCCCCAUACCCCCAGAGAACUAUGCGGGAUCCGAGGUCGAUCUCUCGCAGGAUCUGUUCCGACCCGCAUGGAUUCGGGUCACAUCGGGCUCCACGGGAAGGCCCAAAUGCUGUCUGCACAGUCAUGCUGCUUUUGGGGCCUCCAUUGCCAGCUACGCCGGUCGGAUUCGGGCGUCCAAAACACUACUAUUCUUCAAUCCGAUCUCUUCUGCCUCAGGGACGCCAAUCUGGAGCUUCCUCAGUAACGGCGGCUGUGUCUGCAUACCUCCCUUGGAGGAGAUCACGACGGAUUUAGCGGGCUGCGUGGCCCGGUAUGGCAUUGAGGAUGUGUGCAUCACGCCCUCAGCUCUCGCGCUCACCACCCCGGAUGCUGUGCCAUCCCUGAAAACCAUUUCUUUAGUCGGCGAAACGGUGCCGCGGACCCUGGCCCAGACAUGGAGCCGGCAUGUCUCGUUGUUGAUCGGCUAUGGAGCUACGGAGAUGAACUCCCAUGCGCUGCCAUUUCAUGACGAUUCCACAGGGUGUCUCCCGCCUGGCCAUCCCCUUCCCACGUCUGACUAUUCACUAUACAUCCUACAACCCGGCACGGCCAGACUGUGUCCGUUAUAUGUUCCUGGCGAAAUCUGCCUCAGCUCGACCUACAUGAGUGCCGGGUAUAUUGGGCGUUCCGAAGCGACAAGGCAGGUGUUUCAGCCUCAUCCCUUCCCCGGCGAUGCGGGGCACGCCUGGAUAUAUCGAACCGGGGAUCUCGGCAUGUUCAUCGCUUCUGGUAUCUUUAUUCUCCUCGGUCGAGUCGAUUUUCAGUUCAAGAUUGAUGGAAACCGGAUCCAGCCGGAGGAGGUCGAGGCCAUCGUCAACCAAGUGCCGUACGUAAUCAAAAGCCGCGUCAUGCUUGCCCAGUCCGCGGCGGGCAGGCCGAUUUCAAUUUGUUGUGUGAUGCUGCAGCAGAGCGCUGGCAGCGAUGGGGAGCAGGGAGAAUCGGCCACUGCUGGGUGGCAGGAAUUCGUGGUGGCAGCAGACCACGCGUGCAGCGCCCAAUUGCCUGCAUACAUGAGGCCCCAUCGAUGGCUGCAGUUUGAAACAUUUCCCGAAACGCCAUCGGCCAAGACGGACACGAAGGCACUU
Messenger RNA from Aspergillus fijiensis CBS 313.89, 1350 nucleotides. RefSeq names its product acetyl-CoA synthetase-like protein. NCBI's taxonomy places the organism in Eukaryota, Fungi, Ascomycota, Eurotiomycetes, Eurotiales, Aspergillaceae. The record is from RefSeq and is a predicted model, not a curated record. The transcript is spliced from 2 exons. The annotation marks the transcript as partial. Gene Ontology annotation, biological process: secondary metabolite biosynthetic process; amino acid activation for nonribosomal peptide biosynthetic process. Gene Ontology annotation, molecular function: phosphopantetheine binding. Gene Ontology annotation, cellular component: cytoplasm.